Klebsormidium nitens is the source of this 2841-nucleotide messenger RNA. The record is from the annotation of a GenBank genome assembly. Lineage: Eukaryota; Viridiplantae; Streptophyta; Klebsormidiophyceae; Klebsormidiales; Klebsormidiaceae.
AUGUUCAUCUUCCUCGAAGUAUACCAGACGGCGGGGGGGGCAACUCUUGUUCAGGAAGAGUCCCCGGCUGUACGUGUGACUGACAUAGACAGGGAGAUCAAGCGGCUUAGGGGGUUACGAGAACGGCUAAGGGCUGCGGUGUCCAUCGACGAGCGGCGUCUUGUUUUGGAGAGCGAUCCGGAGGUUCAGAGAGUCUGGAAGGCCUAUCGGGACUCGCGGCAUGCAUUGAGAUUGGACGAAGCGCACGGGAAGUACCUGCUCGAUUGCAUGAUUGCGGCGGGGCAGGGGCAUCUUCUGGAAAGUCCCACUCUUCUCCCCUCAAAGGAGCGGGUGAACGGGAAGCAUUCAAAUGGCGCGCUGCAUUCGAACGGCGCCCUCAAAGAGUCGGACACUGGGGUCUCUCUUUUGGACGGGCAUUCAGACCGGGCACCCUACCUAGACGCAUUUCAAAUGCUGGCGGACGCCGUCCGAAAGCUAGAGUUGGACGGCGAGCCGGACGCCCCAAACCACCCUGCGCUUCUAACCCCUCUCUUGGCCCCCGAGCAUUUGGCGCCCGCGAACGCGCACGCCUGGGAGCAGCGACUGGCCGGACAGUCCAAAAGCGGGAUCGACGCCAUCCAAAAGCUAACGGACAUGCUCAAGCGGCUUGAGAAGUUCUACGACAGCAUCGGGGGUGUGGUUGGGUACCAGCUCGCGGCGCUGGAACUGAUUCGCGCCAGCGAGGAGCGGGAGAAGUGCGUCGAAGAGGUGGAGAGCGUUUUGGCGGGGGAUUCGGACGUGCCACUGUCCGAAAGUUCGCUUUGGGACGGGUCCGAGCUUUUGGAGGAAGCGGGCGAGGAGACGAAUUACCACAUGCCGGUGGGACCGGACCUGGCAGCCGAUCCUGGCUUCGCACAGCGCGCGGCGGCUUGGGGGAUCACGGGGCUGCCGUCAAUGGGCGAGAUUUACCCCCUCGGCGGCGCGGGUGACCGGCUAGGCCUUGUGGACGAGCGGAGCGGCGAGUGCCUGCCUGUCGCAAUGCUACCGUACUGCGGACGGACUCUGUUAGAGGGCCUCAUUCGGGACCUGCAGGCGCGGGAGUACUUGCACUUCCGGCUGUACGGUGUCCAGCACACGACGCCGGUUGCAAUCAUGACGUCAGCGGCCAAGGACAACCACCGGCGAGUGGUGGAGCUAUGCAAGCAGCAGGGCUGGUUCGGGCGGGGGCGGGGCAGCUUCCGCCUCUUUGAGCAGCCACUGGUUCCGGUGGUUGCCGCGGACGACGGCCGGUGGCUGAUGCAGGAGCCGCUCCAAUGUAUUCUGAAACCAGGGGGCCAUGGCGUCAUCUGGAAGUUGGCGCACGACGAGAAGAUCUUUGACUGGUUCCACGAGCGGGGGCGCAAGGCGGCCAUCGUGCGCCAGAUCAGCAAUCCAAUGGCGGCUAUGGACGCGACUCUGCUUGCGCUUUCUGGGGUCGGCCUGCAAGGUGGCAAGCGCUUCGGGUUUGCGUCGUGCGAGCGACGAGUGGGGGCGUCGGAGGGCAUGAACGUGCUCAAGGAGGUGCGCACGCCGUCCGGCGAGUGGCGCUACGGCGUGAGCAACAUCGAGUACACGGAGUUCGAACGAAUGGGCGUCUGCGACGUGGCAGUGGCCGGGGAUUCCCACCGGUCGCAGUACCCGGCCAAUACAAACGUGCUGUACGUGGACCUCGGGGCGGCGCACCGGGUGGCGGCGAGCGAGGGCCGGGCGGCGCUUCCGGGGAUGAUCAUCAACCUGAAGAAGACGGUAGAGUAUAAGGACCACACGGGGCGGUUGCAGAGGGCACGCGCGGGGCGGCUUGAGUGCACGAUGCAAAACAUUGCGGACGAGCUUGCGCAGACGUUCCCGGAGCGCCUUUCGCCGGAAGCGUACGAAGAUUUGGACACGUUUGUCGUGUACAACUCGCGGACCAAGGUGUCAUCGUCCGCGAAGCGGAGGAGAAAGCCGGGGGAGAUGAACCUGCAUCAGACGCCGGACGGUUCCUUCUUCGACCUGAUGGCCAACGCGCACGACCUGCUGACGCAGUGUGACGUGGCGCUGCCGCCGGUGGGCGCCAAGGCCGAGUACCUCCAAAAGGGGCCGCCGUUCUUCGUGUUGCUCCACCCCGCGCUCGGGCCGCUCUGGGACGUCAUCCGACAAAAGAUUGUCGGGGGGUCCCUGGCCCGAGGAGGCGAGCUCCAGCUCGAGAUUGCCGAGCUGUGCAUGCGCCACGUGUCAGUCGAGGGCAGCCUCAUGAUCCGCGCCGAGAACGUGAUGGGCGAGGCUUCCGUCCGGCGGACGUCCGGAUCGAUCCGGGAGCGGAUCCUCACGUUCGGACGGCGCACCGCGCGGUGCCGGCUAGAAAACGUGACGGUUCGGAACAUGGGCAUCGACUGGAGCUGUCUGGCCAACGUGUACUGGCAGAACCGGCUUCAAAGAGACGAGAUGCUAGAGGUCGUUUUGCACAGCGACGCGGAACUAGACGCGAGAGACGUUGUUUUAGAAGGGGGGGAGAGGAUCGAGGUGCCAGCGGGACACCGGUUGAGGAUCACCCGGGCGCCAAACGGCGGCCAAGUCAGGCGGUUGGAGCCGCUCGAGAAAGGGGUCGGGGGAGAGUCCCUACCGUCGUGGCAUUGGCAACACAAACUGCGGGAGAAUGGGAGGGUAGAACUGACUCUGGUCGAGGGGCCCGAGCGGCCGGCAGAGCAGACAGAGAGUGCCUUGGCCGCUUCAGGCAAGAAUUGAUAGGGCGGCAUCGGAGCGUCAUGCACCGGACUUGCGCAAGCGUUUUUCCUACUGACUUCGUUCUUCAUUUGCGAGCGGGAAUAAAUCUUUUUCAGGGCU